This is a messenger RNA of Drosophila persimilis, 980 nucleotides long. RefSeq names its product MIP18 family protein galla-1 (gene galla-1). The coding region runs from base 208 to 843 and encodes 211 amino acids. Lineage: Eukaryota; Metazoa; Arthropoda; Insecta; Diptera; Drosophilidae. The record is from RefSeq and is a predicted model, not a curated record. The transcript is spliced from 4 exons.
AAAAUAUUAAACAAAAAGUUGGGAAAAAGGAGUGUUUGACCACAAUUAUGCUACACUGAGUAGACACACACACACACACACCCCAACCACACACACAUAGCAUUCGCAGUCAGUGGCAGCCGUUGUGAUUCGUAAUAGAUAAAAGCAUUUGUUGCCGAUAAGAGAGCCUCCCCAAUUAGGUGCCAAAGAGCGACACGGUGUACAAAUAUGCUGUCUUACAUCAAACGCAAGCUCUCCGAGUCCGACAGCGGUUCUAGCGUCGUACCCGUGACGUCCUCGUGUGGCGGAGGCGUCAGCAGUAGCAGCAGCAGCAGCACUACCAACAGCAGCAACAGCUCUAGCGGCCGCACAUCAGCGGACGAUUUAGUGCGCAAAACAAGUCAGAUGUCGAUGGAUAAUGAAGCGAUUGCCUACGGCGAGGACGCACUGCUGCAAGAGCUUGGCUACAAGAACGCCACUGACCUGCAAGAGACCAUCUACGACUUGUUGCGCGGCAUACGCGAUCCCGAGAAGCCCUGCACUCUGGAGGAUCUGAAUGUGAUCUACGAGGACGGUAUAUUCGUCCUGCCCCCCACACGCUCGAAUGUAUCUGUUGUACGCAUCGAAUUCAACCCGACGGUGCCGCACUGCUCCCUGGCUACGCUGAUAGGGCUCUGCAUACGCGUGAAGGUGGAGCGUGGUCUGCCGCACAACAUUAAACUGGACAUUUACAUCAAAAAAGGAGCUCAUCAAACGGAAGACGAAAUCAACAAGCAAAUCAAUGACAAGGAGCGCAUUGCUGCGGCCAUGGAGAACACCAAUCUUCGCCAACUGGUCGAAAACUGCAUCAAGGAUGAGGAGUAGCUCGUCGUCGCGACGUACUUUUUAAAUACCCAUUUUCGUAGGAAGACUUUUGUGUUUAGGGUUAAGUCUAGUAAUAAGGUGCCUCUUGGACUGUGUGCAUAGCAUUAAAGCCCCAUAGAUCUGUUAAUCAGCGUAAA